AUGUCAGUCGAUUUCAACAGUGUCGCCACAGAAUUUACUCAUUUCUAUUACCAAACUUUCGAUAAUGAUAGAAAUCAAUUAGGUAAUUUAUACAGAGAGCAAUCUAUGUUAACUUUCGAAACUUCACAGCUUCAAGGUACCAAAGAUAUUGUUGAAAAAUUAGCUUCUUUACCUUUCCAAAAAGUUGCUCAUAGAAUUUCAACCUUAGAUGCUCAACCUGCUUCUCCAAAUGGUGAUAUCUUAGUCAUGGUUACUGGAGAGUUAUUGAUUGAUGAUGAAAAAAAUCCCCAAAGAUACUCCCAAGUUUUCCACUUAAUCCCUGAAGGAUCAAGUUAUUUCGUUUUUAAUGAUAUUUUCAGAUUGAACUACUCAUAA
Messenger RNA from Yamadazyma jaroonii, 375 nucleotides. NCBI's taxonomy places the organism in Eukaryota, Fungi, Ascomycota, Pichiomycetes, Serinales, Debaryomycetaceae. The record is from the annotation of a GenBank genome assembly.